CAGUUCUCGUUCUACGCUUCUGCCUAGACAACAUACAAUGUAGUUGAUUUGAGUUAGUUUAAAAUUAGAAAGGCGACGUUUCCUCUCAAAUGCAUCGUCGAUAUACUGGAUUAAAGGCAUUGAUGUGAAUUUGCAAAAAUGUUCCCUGGAAGUAAAGUUUCAAACGACAACGCCUUUUGGCCAUGCAUUGGAUUAACAGCUCUUAACGUCAACAGUUCUGGCGGGUUUGGUGGCAAGAGACUGGUAAUGCCAGAGCGGAAACCCCAGAACCAGUUUACAGGGGACGGUCUCCAAGGCUCGGUACCAUCCUCGCCUGGGUCGGAUAUCGAGGAAGUAGAUGCUUACACGUCCCUUGCUGUGGAAACACGAGAAAUUAUUGACAUUUUCUUAAAAAACUUUACUGGACUCCCUCAUUCUAAAAUGGGAAAAAAACAGGUUCUGUCAACGAUGAAGAGGGUUGUGGAAAGUCUCGUGGUAAAGCACGAAAUCGCUUACAAAGGUAUGAUUGCACGUCUGAAUCUGGAGCAGAAUGGAGAAGAUGUGAGUUUCAUCAAGACUCUGGCAACAGAAAUCUUCAGCGAUGGCAUCACAAACUGGGGGCGAAUUGCCAGCUUGCUGACUUUUGGGGCAAUUGUGUGCAAGCAUCAGAAUGACAGAGGACUUAGCAAGUGUGUGACUCUGGUGGGGGAAGAGAUCUCCUCCUAUCUUCUCACAGCCCAGCGGGACUGGCUGCUCAAAAACAAAGCAUGGGAUGGCUUUGUGGAAUUUUUUCAUGUCCCAGAUACAGAGGGGGCUGUGAGAAACACACUGAUGGCCAUUGGUAGUGUGGCUACAUUCGGAGCUGCACUUGCUUAUUUGAUACGGUGAAUCUACCUGGACUUUGUAAAAGAAAAGGACUUUUUUGAGAGAGAAAACAGUUGGAAUUCAUGUUUUUCUUUUCAAUCUCAAACAAUGCUUUUUGUAUGACUUUGUGCUGUAGAUAAAAACUAUUUUUUUAUUAAAAGUGAAAUUUAAAGUCA
Molecule: messenger RNA, 1019 nt
Organism: Ctenopharyngodon idella (grass carp)
Lineage: Eukaryota; Metazoa; Chordata; Actinopteri; Cypriniformes; Xenocyprididae
Gene: mcl1b
Product: MCL1 apoptosis regulator, BCL2 family member b
Exons: 3
Coding region: 139-867 (242 amino acids)
Biological process (GO): positive regulation of apoptotic process; extrinsic apoptotic signaling pathway in absence of ligand; intrinsic apoptotic signaling pathway in response to DNA damage
Cellular component (GO): mitochondrial outer membrane
Molecular function (GO): protein homodimerization activity; channel activity; protein heterodimerization activity
Source: RefSeq, a predicted model, not a curated record